UACUACUCGAGUCUUACAGGUUGGUUAGGUGUUUUCAACCCGACGGAACGUACUUGGAAUGUUCUUGUUGUGCCGCCACCUAAAUGUCCUGAGAACUUCUUUGCUAAGAAUUGGUGGAAGGGGAAAUUUAUGACCGAGCAUCAUGAUGAUGUUUUGGUUAUUUAUUCCGGUUGCAGUCAGAAUCCGAUUAUAUUUAGGUUGGAUCAACCAAACAUAAUCUGGGAAAAGAUGAGUACUGUAAACGGGUUGACAUUGUUUGCAAGUUUCUUGUCAUCUCAUUCUAGAAUUCACCUGCCAGGUAUUAUGAGGAACAGUGUCUACUUCUCUGGGUUCACUUCCUGGGUUUGA
Molecule: messenger RNA, 348 nt
Organism: Linum tenue
Lineage: Eukaryota; Viridiplantae; Streptophyta; Magnoliopsida; Malpighiales; Linaceae
Source: the annotation of a GenBank genome assembly